GGCCGCUCUUCGCGCGCCCCCCCCCGCAUGCUCGCCCAGCCCUCCCCCGGCUGCUGAGUGAGGGGUCGGGGGGGAGGGGCUCGGCCUCCGCGUUCCCGCCCCAGCGGGGCCCGGGCGAGCAUGGGGGGCAAGCAGAGCACGGCGGCCCGCUCGCGGGGCCCCUUCCCGGGGGUCUCCACCGAUGACAGCGCCGUGCCGCCGCCGGGAGGGGCGCCCCACUUCGGGCACUACCGGGCGGGCGGCGGGGCCAUGGGGCUGCGCAGCCGGUCGGUCAGCUCGGUGGCCGGCAUGGGCAUGGACCCCGGCACGGCCGGAGGGGUGCCCUUUGGCCUCUACACCCCCGCCUCCCGGGGCCCCGGCGACUCGGAGCGGGCGCCCGGCGGCGGGGGGUCGGCGUCCGACGCCACCUAUGCCCACGGCAAUGGUUACCCGGAGACGGGCGGCGGUCACCAUAGAGACGGGAUGCUGUACCUGGGCUCCCGAGCCUCGCUGGCGGAUGCUCUACCUCUGCACAUCGCGCCCAGGUGGUUCAGCUCGCACAGCGGUUUCAAGUGCCCCAUUUGCUCCAAGUCUGUGGCUUCUGAUGAGAUGGAAAUGCACUUUAUAAUGUGUCUGAGCAAACCUCGCCUCUCCUACAACGAUGACGUGCUGACUAAAGACGCGGGGGAGUGUGUGAUCUGCCUGGAGGAGCUGCUGCAGGGGGACACGAUAGCCCGGCUGCCCUGCCUCUGCAUCUACCACAAGAGUUGCAUAGACUCGUGGUUCGAAGUGAACAGAUCUUGUCCAGAACACCCCGCGGACUGACCUUGCUGGGCUUGCUGACUCCUCUCAAAGGGACAGCCAGCCCUGUGCCCAAGAGGAACCCCGGAGCCUGGGCGGAGCUACACUGACUCCAGAGGACGGGUGUCCCUUUCUCCCCGUGGACGCCACGCCACGCUGGGGGAGAGCGAGUUUGAGAGAAGGAAGAACCGGCCGCCGCUGCCCUGUCCCUUGUGCCCUCCCGGAGGGCAGGGCAUUUUCUUCCCACCUCCGAAAGGCAUUGUGGGGUCUGUCUCUGGUGUUUACCAAAAAAAAAAAAAAAAAUACAAAAAAAAGUCUAGUGUCGACUGGUGUUUCCCUCGUGAUGUUCACAGAUGCGCCUCCACCCGGCUCGGAACCACCCUGUGACCGAGACCAGCAGAGCCCGGGUCCCGCCGCCCGUUCCGGUGGCCUGGCGCCCGCAUCGGCCCUCUCCGUCACCGACCGCUCGGCCUCGGGCCCCCACCCCCUAUUUUCUGGCUUGGUUUUGCACUUUCCUCCCUGAUAUUUUGACUUCAUUGCCAAAAGAACCACCCCCACCGAGGACCUUCGCCCCACCGUUCUCUGCUCCCGUCCUCCCGACAGUCAGUUCCGAGGACUGCACUCACAAGUGUCCUGCAAAGAUGCCUGGACAUUUUUCUUAGACCCUUGUGGAUCUUUGUUUUCCAGAAAACUGCAACAAAAGACUUAUUAUUAAAGGAACAUGUACAGCCACCCUUGUUUUCGGGCACUCUUGUUUGAGAACAUUUUAGCCAUUGAUGUUCACACGUGGCGCCAGCCCAUGCAAGAUAGGUUUCUGUAUUUAUAUAUUCAGACACACAAAAGAAACCUUACCAGAUGUUUAAAACGAUGUUCAAAGCUUGGGGGAAAGCUUUCUUCAUUAGUCAAGGUGUUUUGAUAUGGUAUUAAAAUAAUGUCUAAUAAAAGAUGCACUGUGUGACUUGA
This is a messenger RNA of Sorex fumeus (smoky shrew), 1743 nucleotides long. It is a transcript of the gene ZNRF1, whose product is annotated as zinc and ring finger 1. The transcript is spliced from 5 exons. Bases 121 to 804 code for a protein of 227 amino acids. Lineage: Eukaryota; Metazoa; Chordata; Mammalia; Eulipotyphla; Soricidae. The record is from RefSeq and is a predicted model, not a curated record.